ACUUUUUUCCGGCAGCCCGGGAGCAGGCAGGGCCGGAGCUGAGCGCGGCGGAGCCCCCGCACCCUCCGCCCGCCCCAUGGCUUUAUAAAGGGCUGCUCCCGUGGGGGGGCUGCCGGGGGGGCUGAGCGCCUGCUCUGCGCUUCUAGAUACAGCUUGGAUUAGGGGAUUUUAUAUUAUAAUUAUUAUUUUAUUAUUAUUAUUAUUAUUCUGAGUAUUUUUUAACCCCCCCCUCGAGCUGUCCCGAGCUGGUGCCCCGUUUUUUGGGGGAGCAUGGAUACGCACACGCGCUGGAAAAGGCGCAGUUGGAUACGGAGCUGCUCGGUGCCCGCUGCGCUGGUGCUGUUGGGUGCCCUGUCCCUCGGCCGGGCAGCUGAACCUGCAGACCUCUUGAAGGUGUUAGAUUUUCAUAAUUUACCUGAUGGUAUCACAAAAACCACGGGGUUUUGCACAAGCAGAAGGUCUUCAAAAGAAGCAGAUGUUGCUUACAGAGUAACAAAAGAUGCUCAGCUCAGUGCCCCGACAAAGCAGCUGUAUCCUGCUUCCCCCUUCCCAGAGGACUUCUCCAUUCUAACCACUGUAAAAGCGAAGAAAGGAGGUCAGUCCUUCUUGAUCUCAAUUUACAAUGAGCAAGGGAUCCAGCAAAUUGGUGUGGAGUUGGGUAGAUCUCCUGUAUUCCUGUAUGAAGACCAUACAGGAAAGCCAGGCCCAGAAGACUAUCCUCUCUUUAGAGGCAUUAACCUAGCAGAUGGCAAGUGGCACCGAGUGGCUCUGAGUGUGCAGAAGAAAAAUGUCACCUUGGUUCUGGACUGUAAAAAGAAAAUCACCAAGUUCCUGGACCGGAGCGAGCACCCCAUCAUCGACGUCAACGGCAUCAUCGUGUUCGGCACCAGGAUAUUGGAUGAGGAGGUCUUUGAGGGUGACAUCCAGCAGCUCCUGAUCGUGGCAGACCCGCGGGCAGCCCUGGAGUACUGCGAGCACUACAGCCCCGACUGUGACACCGCCAUCCCCGACUCCCCCCAGUCCCAGGACCCCAACCAGGAUGAAUACUACACAGAUGGGGAGGGAGAAGGUGACACUUACUACUACGAGUACCCCUACUACGAGGACGUGGGUGAAGCUGUCAAACCAGAAACCCCCACCACCAAACCCAGCCCUCCUGAAGUGGCUGCUGGAGAGAGACCCGAAACCAAGCAGGAUUACCCAGCUCCCACGGCAGCCCCUGAAGGAGGGAACCCCGGGAAGCAGCCCAAGGAGGACGGAGCAGUGGAUGAUCCCCUGGUGGAUGAGUACAACUACGAGACCAUCAACGAGGAGUAUUUUACCCCAAUGCCCUACGAGGAUCUCAACUACAACGAGGAAAUCGAUCCCCAGGGUGGCCUCACUGAAAAUGCAGUGGAAGCUGAACUCCCCACCAGCACUGUCGUCACCUACAAUGAGACUGAUGCUGCUCAAGGAGGGGAUGACCUGGAUAAAGAUUUCACAGAGGAAACCAUAAAGGAAUAUGAUGGGAAUUAUUACGACAGUUACUAUGACCGGACAGCCUCUCCCGACAUCGGCCCCGGCAUGCCGGCCAACCAGGACACCAUCUACGAAGGGAUCGGUGGCCCCCGGGGCGAGAAGGGCCAGAAGGGGGAACCUGCCAUUAUUGAGCCGGGAAUGCUGGUGGAAGGCCCCCCUGGUCCCGAAGGCCCAGCAGGCCUUCCAGGACCUCCAGGACCAACUGGACCCGUGGGCUUAAUGGGAGACCCAGGGGAGAGGGGCCCUCCUGGACGCCCAGGUCUCCCAGGAGCAGAUGGAUUGCCAGGACCACCAGGGACCAUGCUUAUGUUGCCUUUCCGCUUCAGCGGAGGAGGCGACGCUGGCUCCAAGGGACCCAUGGUGUCAGCCCAGGAGGCACAAGCCCAGGCCAUCCUGCAGCAGGCCAGGCUGGCACUGAGGGGACCAGCGGGACCCAUGGGCCUGACGGGGCGGCCGGGCCCGAUGGGACCCCCGGGCAGUGGAGGGCUGAAGGGAGAAGCUGGAGAAAUGGGACCUCAGGGUCCACGAGGCAUCCAAGGUCCUCCCGGUCCUGCAGGAAAGCCAGGCCGCAGGGGACGAGCUGGCAGUGACGGUGCCCGGGGAAUGCCAGGCCAGACAGGACCAAAGGGUGACCGAGGCUUUGAUGGCUUGGCUGGUUUGCCUGGUGAGAAGGGAAACAGGGGUGAGCCAGGUCCCCACGGCCCCCCAGGGGCUCCUGGAGAGGAUGGAGAGAGGGGAGAUGAUGGAGAAGUUGGACCCAGAGGUCUCCCUGGAGAACCUGGACCCCGAGGACUGCUGGGCCCCAAGGGACCCCCAGGACCCCCAGGCCCACCGGGUGUGGCUGGCAUGGAUGGACAAACAGGUCCCAAAGGGAAUGUGGGCCCCCAGGGCGAGCCAGGGCCCCCAGGACAGCAGGGGAACCCAGGGGCUCAGGGUCUUCCAGGUCCACAAGGUGCCAUCGGUCCCCCAGGAGAGAAAGGCCCACUGGGCAAACCUGGUCUCCCUGGCAUGCCUGGUGCUGAUGGGCCUCCGGGUCAUCCUGGCAAGGAGGGUCCUCCUGGAGAGAAAGGGAGUCAGGGUCCCCCAGGUCCCCAGGGCCCCAUUGGUUAUCCAGGACCACGUGGAGUCAAGGGAGCAGAUGGAGUUCGUGGGUUGAAAGGCACCAAGGGGGAAAAGGGUGAAGAUGGUUUCCCUGGCUUCAAAGGCGACAUGGGCAUCAAAGGAGAUCGGGGGGAAAUUGGCCCCCCUGGCCCUCGGGGUGAGGAUGGGCCCGAAGGUCCCAAAGGUCGCUCUGGCCCCAAUGGAGAUCCGGGUCCUCUUGGGCCUGCUGGAGAGAAGGGAAAACUCGGCGUGCCAGGACUGCCUGGGUACCCGGGCAGGCAGGGCCCCAAGGGCUCCAUCGGCUUCCCAGGAUUUCCAGGAGCCAACGGAGAGAAGGGCACACGGGGCACUCCUGGCAAACCAGGUCCGAGGGGGCAGCGUGGUCCGACGGGUCCACGUGGGGAAAGAGGCCCCAGGGGAAGCACUGGAAAACCUGGCCCAAAGGGCAACUCUGGCGGUGAUGGCCCCCCUGGUCCUCCUGGAGAGAGGGGACCACCAGGGCCUCAGGGACCAACUGGAUUUCCUGGACCAAAAGGCCCCCCUGGUCCUCCUGGGAAGGAUGGAUUGCCUGGGCACCCUGGACAGAGAGGAGAAACUGGUUUCCAAGGCAAGACUGGCCCUCCAGGCCCCCCUGGUGUGGUAGGACCUCAGGGUCCAACUGGUGAGACUGGGCCCAUGGGUGAGCGGGGCCAUCCAGGCCCUCCAGGUCCCCCGGGUGAACAGGGCCUUCCUGGCCUCACUGGAAAAGAAGGGACCAAGGGGGAUCCUGGUCCUGCUGGCCUCCCAGGGAAGGACGGUCCCCCCGGAUUGAGAGGAUUCCCUGGAGAACGAGGCCUCCCCGGCCCCAUUGGUUCUCCAGGGCUGAAAGGCAAUGAAGGUCCCCCAGGCCCUCCAGGCCCAGCCGGCUCUCCAGGGGAGCGUGGCCCUGCAGGAUCAGCUGGCCCCAUAGGAUUGCCAGGGAGACCUGGCCCUCAGGGACCUCCAGGACCUGCAGGUGAAAAGGGAGCUCCAGGGGAGAAGGGUCCCCAAGGACCGGCUGGCCGGGAUGGCAUCCAGGGCCCCGUGGGACUGCCGGGCCCAGCAGGUCCUGUUGGACCUCCUGGAGAGGAUGGAGACAAGGGUGAGAUCGGGGAGCCUGGGCAGAAGGGCAGCAAAGGUGACAAGGGUGAGCAGGGUCCCCCAGGCCCCACCGGUCCUCAGGGUCCAAUUGGUCAGCCUGGCCCAGCUGGAGCUGAUGGAGAGCCCGGGCCCCGAGGACAGCAAGGCCUCUUUGGGCAGAAAGGAGACGAAGGACCCCGAGGUUUCCCCGGUCCCCCCGGCCCCGUGGGCUUGCAGGGCCUGCCUGGACCACCUGGGGAGAAGGGAGAAACGGGUGACGUUGGGCAGAUGGGUCCACCAGGCCCACCAGGACCCAGAGGUCCAUCUGGGCCACCAGGAGCAGAUGGUCCACAGGGUCCUCCUGGAGGAAUAGGAAAUCCUGGUGCAGUAGGAGAGAAGGGUGAACCUGGGGAAUCUGGUGAGCCUGGUCUCCCUGGAGAGGUUGGCCUGCCGGGUCCUAAAGGUGAAAGAGGUGAAAAGGGGGAAGCAGGUCCCUCUGGUGCUGCUGGUCCACCUGGCCCCAAAGGCCCUCCAGGUGAUGAUGGCCCCAAAGGCAGCCCUGGUCCAGUUGGUUUCCCUGGUGACCCUGGUCCUCCUGGAGAGCCUGGCCCAGCUGGUCAAGAUGGUCCCCCCGGUGACAAAGGUGAUGAUGGUGAACCUGGACAGACUGGCUCCCCUGGGCCCACGGGAGAGCCAGGCCCCUCCGGACCCCCUGGAAAAAGGGGCCCUCCUGGUCCAGCUGGUCCCGAAGGAAGGCAAGGAGAGAAAGGAGCCAAGGGGGAAGCUGGUUUGGAAGGACCUCCUGGGAAGACUGGGCCCAUUGGUCCCCAAGGUGCUCCAGGGAAGCCUGGCCCCGAUGGCCUUCGUGGGAUUCCUGGUCCAGUUGGUGAACAAGGUCUCCCAGGAUCCCCUGGCCCAGAUGGUCCUCCAGGCCCAAUGGGCCCUCCGGGUUUGCCUGGUCUGAAAGGAGACUCUGGUCCUAAAGGGGAGAAGGGUCACCCAGGUUUAAUUGGUCUUAUUGGACCUCCAGGAGAGCAGGGAGAAAAGGGUGACAGAGGUCUCCCAGGCCCCCAGGGCUCAGCAGGACCCAAAGGAGAGCAGGGUAUCACAGGUCCUUCUGGACCCAUCGGACCUCCAGGGCCCCCAGGAUUACCGGGUCCACCUGGUCCCAAAGGUGCUAAAGGCUCAUCAGGUCCCACAGGUCCAAAGGGUGAAUCAGGUCUUCCUGGGCCCCCAGGGCCUCCUGGUCCUCCUGGAGAAGUCAUCCAGCCCCUGCCCAUCCAGGCUGCCAAGAGGACCAGGAGGAACAUUGAUGCCAGCCAGCUGCUGGACGACGGCAACGCCGACAACUACAUGGACUAUGCCGACGGCAUGGAGGAGAUCUUCGGCUCCCUGAAUUCCUUGAAACUGGAAAUCGAGCAGAUGAAGCAUCCCUUGGGCACCCAGCACAACCCAGCACGCACCUGCAAGGACCUGCAGCUCUGCCACCCUGAUUUCCCAGAUGGUGAAUACUGGGUUGAUCCCAACCAAGGGUGUUCCAGGGACUCUUUCAAAGUUUACUGUAAUUUCACAGCUGGUGGAGAGACCUGCAUCUUCCCCGACAAGAAAUCUGAAGGAAGUAAAAUGGCUCGUUGGCCCAAAGAACAGCCUUCCACAUGGUAUAGUCAAUACAAGCGGGGGUCCUUGCUCUCCUACGUGGACUCUGACGGGAACCCCAUCGGGGUGGUGCAGAUGACCUUCCUGCGUCUGCUGAGCGCCUCAGCCCGCCAGAACAUCACCUACAACUGCUACCAGUCGGUGGCCUGGCACGAUGCCACCACCAACAGCUAUGACAAGGCCAUCCGCUUCCUGGGCUCCAACGACGAGGAGAUGUCCUACGACAACAACCCCUACAUCCGGGCUGCCCUCGACGGCUGCGCGGCAAGGAAGGGCUACCAGAAAACCAUCCUGGAAAUCAACACGCCCAAAGUGGAGCAGGUCCCCAUAGUCGACAUCAUGUUCAAUGACUUCGGAGAAGCGGCACAGAAAUUUGGAUUCGAGGUGGGACCAGCUUGCUUCCUGGGCUAAAAGAGCCACCUGAACCUAGUCUCCAAAUGAGCAACCUCGUAACCUCAUUGCGCCAUUUAAUUAAAAACAAAAAAAGAGAAAAAAGAAAAAAAAAAGGAGAAAAAAAAGAAUUCCUCGUCACGUGCACGGUCUGAAACUGGACAGCGAUGGGUUAUUUUUUUUUUUUUUUCCCUCCCCACCUAUUUUGUUGCGUCCCUGGUUUUGCCCCAGCCCCUCUGUGCCAUUCCCAGGAUGGAUAUGGAAUCUCAUGACCACCAGCCACACACGGAGACCCGGCCCUGUCCCUGCUGCCACCGAGCUGAGCCCACCUCCAGCCAACUCCUCCUUCCUCCUCUUCUCCUUCUCGCCAGGAAGCGUUUGUUUGUUCCUAAGGAAAAAAAAAAAAGGAAAAAACUUGAAAUUCCUCAUGUCCAGCUUGAUGUUGAAGUCCCAGCAGUCCUGGAUCUGAAGCUUCUUGGAGGGGUUUUGUUGCCUUCCACAAGGUUUGGAUCAGCUCCAGCAAGGAGAUGCCAUUCUGGCUAAUUCCAGAAUUUUCCAUGUUUCCUCCACUGAGUUUGCCUCAUUCCACGUUUUCCAAAGUGCUGACUCAAGGUCACACUGGGCAUCUCUUUGCCGUGUCUUAAAGGUGCUUCUAUUUUUGUAUGUUUGUGAGUAAAUAUUUGUAUCGUAUUUUAUUUGAAAUGUUGGAAUGUUUCCGCCUUCAAACCAUGCAAGUGACCUUGUCUGUAUUAAAGCCACCCCAUCCCAGCCAAGCUUCCAGCUGGGAAUGAAGACAGCAGCUCCUGUCCCCACUUCUGCCUCUUCCCUGCCCCAAACUGGGAUCUGGAGCCUUGGAAUUACCCCCAGGAUGAGGUGAAACCAGCCCCUGAGCCACAGAUGCCUUUUGCAAUGAUUCCUUUCAAAAUGAGGAAAUUAAAGCCACUUUUUAACAAAUUUCCUACAAGUCCCCUGAUCUAAAAGCAGGAUCUGCAUUGAGUCUCUGCCUUUUCAUCAACUUGCUUAACACCUGCAUUUUAAAUUCAUUCUUCCUUUUUUUUUUCAUUUCAGCAUUCCUUUAAAAUAAUAAGAAUUAAACCUGAAUCCAUUCCCAGUGGCAGAUUCCAGUGGCAGGGGAAAUCCAUUUGUCCUCUCUGAAUAUCAAGAAUAAAAAAAAAAAACAGGGAAAAAAAAAUGAAGAAUAAAAAAAAAAAAAGGUGCUUUUUAUAGUUAUUUUUACAUAUCUCUGUGGUGCUGAUAACUUUAACACAACACUGGGGAUACCCUGCCACUGGCCAAUCUCCCACUUGGAUUUUUAGGCACUUUCAGGCAGAUUUUGGCUGCUGAUAAAUGCAUGGCACCUUCUUAUCUCUUCUGUCCAAAUCCUGCUCCUCUCCUUCCUUGGAUGGGCCCGUGUAGUAAGAAGCAUUAAAUGUUCUUACAAUUAUUAUUAUUUUAUUUUUAUUAUUAUAAUUAUUAUUAUUAUAAUUAUUAUUUGGUUUUCCCAAGGAUAUCCAUGUCUUUUCCCAGUGGGAAGCAGAGCAGAUUGUCCUCAGUGGCUGAACGUUUGUGGUGCUAAUUUAUGUGGAUGUUGGGUGUCCUGAAGCCGUGGGGGUGCUGCCCGCCCAGCAAUCCCGGGAAUUUGCAAUUUUCCUGCUUUUCUCACUUUUUUUUAUUCUUUCCACGGCUCACAACAUGCUGACACCCUCUUCUUUUACCAUUUAUUUUUCCUCCUUGCCCGUUUUCCUUCUUUAGGUCUCUCAGCUGGAAAAUAAUUGUUGCAAGGUGGGUUUUGUUUUUUUUUUAAUUAUUAUUCUUUGGCCUGGAGCGCUCAGCUCAAGGGGGAUUUUUCACCACGAAGGAAAAGACAUCACAUUUACUGUGAAAAAAGCCUAUAUAUGAUGUCUUUUCUCCCCUCCUGCCCAAAUUGAGAGCAGCAGCAUCCGAGGAAGGGAGGCAAAGCCGUGCUGGAGGGAGCGGCAGCGCCAGCGGUGCUUUUGGAGUCCUGGAGGAGCCGUGUCCAUCCCUCUCCCUUCUUCUCCUCUGCUCUCUCCCACUUAAGGGAAUUCAAAAAAACCCCAAAAGGUGCUACCCUAAAAACUGCAGACUCCGGCAGCAGAGCAGUGAAAAGGAAUUUAGGAUAAGAAAUAAGGAAUUCAGCUUCCCAGUCACCUUGGCAACAGCGGGAAGGGUGGGAAAGGUUGCACAUCCCAGCAAAGCCAUAUCCUGAUAUUUGUUCACACCUGUGUGUCUGCCCAGGUCAUGGGAUUCUGCUCUCAAUUUUCUCAUCAAGGGAGCUUUUUUUUUUUUUUUUUUUUUUUUUUUUCCCCUUUGAUUUCUCUGCUUGAAGAAGAAAAAAAAAAAAAAAAAGAGAAAAAGAAUAAAAAUUUCCUGUGUUGAAUUCCACAGUGUUGUAAUUGUACUGAGCUCCAAACUGUUCCAAUCCCCCCCAGACCACUUAGCUACGGUAUAUUGCAAUAAAAUUACUACUUGUAUUUGCAGACCUUCUUUUUGUGUAAUUUUAUUUCCCUCCUCCCCUUAAUAUAUAUUGACUUGAACAAAUGUUGAUAAGAAAAAUAAAACCUAUGGAAAAAAAAAAAAAACAACAAAAACAACAACUUUUAGUACAUAAAGGCCCUUUUUAAAAUAUAGUGUCAAAUGCCAUAUUGUACAUUUCUUCAAAGUCCAAUAAACAUGUCAUAAAAUUUAAGUGUAAUGCCCAUAAGAGCUAUUUUUAAAUAUUUUAAACCUGUGUAAUAAAGGAAUAAAUGUAAUAGAUUUUUUUUUUCAAUAAAUCAAGUUUACUGUUUCCACCUAAA
Poecile atricapillus (Black-capped chickadee) is the source of this 8579-nucleotide messenger RNA. It is a transcript of the gene COL5A1, whose product is annotated as collagen type V alpha 1 chain. Lineage: Eukaryota; Metazoa; Chordata; Aves; Passeriformes; Paridae. Bases 271 to 5784 code for a protein of 1837 amino acids. The transcript has 66 exons. The record is from RefSeq and is a predicted model, not a curated record. Gene Ontology annotation, molecular function: extracellular matrix structural constituent.